GAGGAAGUGAGACCUUGAGCCUGCGACGGGGGAGGGGGCUCCUGUGUAUAUCUUCUUUUCUCUUUUUUUCACUAGUCGUGCAAAACAUAUAGUUCAAUGAAAGAAUAAUUUGUCAUUUGAGUACGUGGUCAUCGCAGCUAAAUAACAGCGUCCAAUCAGCUGCAGGGUGCCCCGCAGCCCCGCCCCCUCCACGCUGUCUAUAUAUAAUAUUGCAACAGCAGCAUUUAACAGUAACUGUAGGAGCAGACGCGGCCGGACCAGCGCAGUCUCACCUGAAUGGACGCAGCUCUCCCCUGAGAGCCACCACUGCUCACACACAACCCCGUCAGCGUGGGACGCUUCACCUCCACGUCCAGAAUCCAGCUCCAACACCGUUCGCGGCUCUUUGAAUUACAGCUGGGACAGAAGCGAUGACAGGGGGCAGCAACAUGCCUGCCGGCGAUGCACCCGCGGAAGGUGAGCUGCCCUGCGGCGCACCGGCUGGGGACGGGCCGCCGGAGGAGCAGAAGAAGGACACCUGGGAGGCCGCAGGGAGCGUCCCGCCGCGCACAGCGGCUCCGGGGCCGGAGGAGUGCGGCUUCGUGCACCCCGAGGGCGGCUGGGGCUGGGUGGUCAUGCUGGCCGCCAUGUGGUGUAACGGCUCGGUGUUCGGGAUCCAGAACGCCUUCGGGAUUCUCUUCCUCUCGCUGCUGCGGGAGUUCGGCUCCGAAGACGAUGACGACCUCCGGUUCCGAACAGCGUGGGUGGGCUCCCUCUCCAUGGGGAUGAUCUUCUUCUGCUCUCCCAUCGUCAGCGUCUUCACCGACAUCUACGGCUGCAGGAUCACUGCCGUGGGCGGUGCUGCGGUCGGCCUGGUCGGCCUCCUGGCCAGCUCCUUUGUCACGUCCCUGGGUCCCAUGUACUUCACCUACGGCAUUGUGUUCGCCUGCGGCUGCUCUUUCGCCUACCAGCCCAGCCUGGUCAUCCUGGGCCACUAUUUCAAAAAGCGUCUGGGCCUGGUGAAUGGCAUUGUGACGGCUGGCAGCAGCAUUUUCACCAUUACUUUACCAUUUGCGCUGUCACACCUGCUGGAGAAAGUGGGCCUUCAGAACACCAUGCGUGUCCUCUGCAUCCUUAUGUUUGUGCUGAUGCUGGCUGGCUUCACCUACAAGCCCCUCCUGCCCGUCACAUCCAGUAACACCCAAACAGGCAGACAGUGCCCCCCCAUGAGCAAGAUCUUCAAUGUCAACAUCUGGAAGUCUUUGGGGUAUCGCAUUUGGGCCUUCGGUAUUCCUGCCGCCCUCUAUGGCUACUUUGUGCCUUACGUUCACCUGAUGAAGCAUGUCGAGGAGCGGUUUGGACAAGAAGCCAGUAAAGAGGUUCUGCUCAUGUGCAUUGGCAUCACAUCCGGCGUGGGCCGUCUCAUUUUCGGCAGAGUGGCAGACUACGUCAAUGGAGUCAACAAAGUCUACCUGCAGGUGGCUUCCUUUUUCGUUAUUGGCCUCAUGUCCAUGAUGAUCCCUCUGUGCCACAUCUUUGGCGGGCUGAUUGCCGUGUGCCUGCUGAUGGGGUUGUUUGACGGUUGCUUCAUCUGCAUCAUGGCCCCUAUUGCCUUCGAGCUGGUCGGGGACAAAGACGUGUCCCAGGCCAUCGGCUUCCUUCUUGGACUGAUGUCUGUGCCUAUGACUGUGGGUCCCCCAAUCGCAGGCUUCCUGAGGGACAGACUCGGUAGCUACGACGUGGCCUUCUACCUGGCAGGCAUCCCACCGAUAUUCGGAGGAGCUGUGCUGUGUCUGAUACCCUGGGUGGAGGCCAGGCGCAAGAGGGUAGAGAAGGAGGCCCUGAACAAGGAGCAAGGUGUCACCCAGACAAUGAUCGAGCACGAGAAGGCUCGGGAAGACGCUCAAUGCAAAACAGGAGAGUCUGUCCUCUAAGUGCCACUCUGAACUAACUGAAAGAGUGACACAAAGGGCCAGACUGAGACCUCCGCUUAGUGGCAGCAUUAACUUACAAUCAGUGUGUGUGUGUGUGUGUGUGUGUGUGUGUUGGGGGGGGGGGGGGGGGGGGGGUUUGGGUUUAGCCCAGAUUAUAAUCUGCCUUUAGUAGGAGAAUUUAAAAAAUGCCAAAGCGAUGAAACAUAUCAGUAACAUGUUGGAGGUGUGCAGUUGAACAUGAAUGUGAUCCUGAAGAACUAUGCAUUAGGUUGUGUUAAUUGGACGGAAAUAAUCUUAGAACAGUAAAACAUGAAGCUUAAAUGAACAUGUCACAGGGAAAAUACAGUGAAAGCUUAAAUUCACAGUCUUGCCACAGAUAGCUUUCUUAAGGUAAAGGAGGACUUACAUUACUCCUUACAAUCAGUUUUACACUAUCAUGUACAUUUAUAAAAAUAUACAUAUACAUAUAUGUAGAAUGAUAUUUAUAGAAGGGAUCACAGUUGUUUGUAGGACAAUAACUUGAUUUAGCCUCAAUCUAACUUUGUUUUGCGUCAGUCCAAAGCAAAGUGGUCUGCUAAAGAUCUCUAUGGAAACCUCUAUUGUUGUCUCCAGUGUGCUCUGUGUAAAACAGUCUUAAACAUGCCAAAUAUCACAUUUCAUAUUAUUUCAAAGGGACUUUGUAGAGUUGGGAGGUGAUUGUCAGUGUCAGUUGUGAAGCUUCGGGCUCAUCUGAGCUGUAAAGGUGCUCCGACACGUCAAGGGAAGCAGCUUUAAGCACAAUGAUUUCACUCACUGUCAAUAACGCUGACGCGUCGACAAACAGUGCCGUCCUCCAGACUGGAUCCAGGUAAUCUGUGGGUGGGGUGGAGAUGGGAGGGGUGGGGAUGGGCAUAGAGGGCUCUGUGACAGGAGGAAGCCUCUAGCUCACUACUUAACAUUUCACUUUGCGUGUACAAAUGCACUCACUUUCAGUGAUGACUUUAAAUGUUGAAUCAUGGGAAACAUGAGAACGGUGUUUGUUUCAAGUCGAGGCUGACUGAAGUAUUGAAUUGAAGCAGUAUUUCAAGUGGUAGGACUUGCUUUUUAAGAUAUUAUUUUAUUUUUAAUUUUUAAAUUUGCUCUUUUUUUCCCUCUGUUAUUUGGCCCGAGGAUUUUUCACCUUUUACUUUGUGCAGCAUGAAUUCCCAAUGUGAUAACUCUGCUACAAAGCGAUGAGCACCAGGUCAUAAAACAAGUCUCACCAUGUUACAUGUUACAGCAUGUCUGCUUGGAUAGAUUGACCUCUUUAAACAAUAACAACAAAAACACUGGUGCAUAGUAUUCCCUCAACACUUGAUAAAAAGGAUAUUUCACAUUUAUAGUAUCUUAUGAUUUUAGAGACUCAGUCCUCUAUUAACCUUCAAUAGGAAAGUGUGUUUUAUUUUAUGUUAUUUUGUGGAGAAUGUAAUGCUGUAAAGCCUUUGUUUAAUUUUCUGAAGACCAAAAUGUGCUGAAAUGUAAAUGGCGGAAAGUGUGUUAAUUCUUUUUUCUUGUUGUCAUUCAUCACCGAUCUGAACCAUCACAACAUCACUGUUGACUGUUGACAGUGACAGGCUGCCCAAGGGCCGCUGACCUUGAAGACAAUACACCAUUGCAGAGUUGCUGUGUGUCGAUGAUUUAUUUCCUCUGCAGAACUGGGACACUCUCUACCUCAGAAUAAAAUAGAGUACAACUUCCCCAGCCUGGACUGUCCUGUUCCUCCUUCAGGGGCGGUUCAACAGUGUUCGUGUUUGAGCAGUGUGACCACAGAAAGACAAAGAAACCUUACAGUCAUAGAAGAUGAUCUCUCCGCCUGACGCUUUGCUCUUAAAUGAAAUACCUUAUUUUACACAAGUGUGAGAAGCUUGUCAGCAUUUACAACUUUUCUGCUCUAAAUUGAUAUGUUUAUUAUGACUAAAUCACAUCAGUUGCCUUUCUAUUUGAGUCUGUCUUUUUAAAUGAAAUGUAUGACUGUUAUGAGCAGACUGCCUGUUCAUAGUUUAUUUUUUAGAGUGAUAGCAAUUUGUGAUAUUCACUAAUGAGAGCCUCAAGUAAUUUCUUGUCAGAAAUUGCUUCAUUUGUACCUAUGAAUAUUGAUUGUAAACAUUUUUUUUAAUUAAUCUUGAUCACUUUUUACAGACUAAUUUAAUUAAGGCCUGGCUUCAUAUCUGCUUCUUGAAGUGACCUGUGCCAUUCAAAGAAAUGUCUGGAACAAUGUCCAUAAUGUUUUUUUAUUUAGAAAUGAUUUUAGUUCACAGCAAAGAGAUGAACGCCCUAUAAAACUGCCUUGACAUUCAAAAGGUUUUCUGUCUUAAUAGUGUUUACAGAGGUAUUAUGUGGCAAACGGCUCCUGUACCAUGUUUGGAGGUGUUUUUUUAGUUGAGCUAGUGUGACCCAGUGUUUAGGCAUUUUAUUAUUUGCUGUUAUUGUAUUGGCUCUCUAACGUCCAAUCCAACCACUGGAUUUGUUCAGAAUAUCUUUAAACAUGUAUGCAUGUUGUUUUUGCUGCAAGUGCAGAAAGUUUUAUCCUCAAAACUUUACUGCAAAGAUUGCAUCUUAGCUUUUUCUAUCCUGUUUUUUCAUAAUUUCUUUCUGUCCUUAAUGCUCAGUUUCAAUAUGUAUUGUUUGCUCUACGUUGCAUGUGGUUGAUUAUUAUUUUACCUCAUGAAUUAACUAAAUAUUUUCUACUUAGAUAUUAGUUUGCUAUGUUUGCUAUCUGCGACAGGAUGUGUGGUGACCUACAGUAUAUGCAAUGUAUGUAAAAUAAUCAGAUUUCAUCAUUUUCAAGACAGUAAACAAAAAAUAUGUUUA
Molecule: messenger RNA, 4742 nt
Organism: Scophthalmus maximus (turbot)
Lineage: Eukaryota; Metazoa; Chordata; Actinopteri; Pleuronectiformes; Scophthalmidae
Gene: slc16a10
Product: solute carrier family 16 member 10
Exons: 6
Coding region: 411-1913 (500 amino acids)
Biological process (GO): transmembrane transport
Molecular function (GO): monocarboxylic acid transmembrane transporter activity
Source: RefSeq, a predicted model, not a curated record